AUGAAAAAAAUUGAUAAACAGUUGGAAAGGGUGAAGAUUGUAGGUACUAACAAAACAGAAUGUGGUUGUUCAAUUAGAACAACUCAUGGACUACCAUGUGCUUGUGAGUUGGCUAAGUUGCAGAUAAAUGAAUCUGCAAAGGCAAGGCAACCAUCUCAAUCAUCUCAACGUUCUGCAAGGCAACAAUCUCAAUCAUCUCAGCAUUCUUUUAAGACACAAUUUCCUACUUAUAUACGUCUGUAUAUUGAGGACAUAGUAGAUGUUGUGGCUAAUGGAAAUUGUGGGUUUCGUGCAAUUGCAGCAUUGCUAGGUUGGACCGAAGAAACUUGGGCUUUAGUUCGAUCACAAUUGGAUAAAGAGAUUGGUCUACAUAAAGAUGUUUAUUCUAAUGUUUUUGAUGACAAUGUUGAAUCAGUGCGGAACUCAUUGAAAAUAUCAAAAUUGGGUGCUCAAGGAAAAGAUAAGUGGAUGUCUUUACCAGACUUGGGUUACGUGAUAGCAACACUAUAUAAUGUCAUAUUGGUGUCGUUGUCUCGUAAUCUGAAUAUGACAUUUUUCCCGCUAAACAAAUCACCAUCGAAAGAGACCUUUGGGCAGUCUUUACUAGCAAUUGGAUUUGUUAACGAGAAUCAUUGGGUACAGAUCAAAUUGAAGUCUGAUUGUCCUUUGCCACCUACGUCACAAAAAUGGAAAGACUUUUGUAGUGACACAACAAAGAGUUGGGAAGUAGCUUAUGCAGCACGUAUGAAGCAUUGGGAACGCAUUGAUCCAUCAUUUAUCAGAUCAUCUUGUAUUUCAUUAAAUGAAGAUUAGAAUAUGUUGUGUAUCACUGUUUAUGGAUUA
Molecule: messenger RNA, 843 nt
Organism: Cicer arietinum (chickpea)
Lineage: Eukaryota; Viridiplantae; Streptophyta; Magnoliopsida; Fabales; Fabaceae
Source: RefSeq, a predicted model, not a curated record